AUGGCGUCAACAACCAUAUCGUCCUGCGCAUAUCAGGCAGUGCAAGGCGCCCACCGAUUGAAGAUCUGUCAGUUUAGUCACGGUAUUGUUGGCAUGGACGUCAAUGCUGAUGGUUUCAUCCGCUCCAGCACCUUCAGGGUUGGGGGAUUCGACUGGGCUAUCUUGUACUACCCAGAGGGUUAUGGCGACGACAGUGAGGGAUUCAUAUCAGUUUUUGUUGAGUUCAUGAGCAAGUAUGGGAAGGCGCCAGCGGUCGUCGACAUAAGACUGAUUGAUCAAGUCACUGGAAAGCCCAAAUCGUUAUUGUCAAGUGUAUUCUUUGAAGAGGAUGAGGAGCCAUUUCGAUUCAAAUCUGACAGCUUCGCAGAGGCUACCUGGGGUAAGGAGAGGUGUAUAAGAAGGGAGGCGUUGGAGGAUUCAGUGUAUGUCCGAGAUGACUGCCUUGUGAUCGAAUGUGUCAUCACUGUUUUAGGCCAAUUAAGGGUGUCUGAAACUAAACCAUUGUGUGAAAUUGAUGUGCCACCCCCUAACGCACUACAGCAUUUUCGCAAGAUGUUAGAGGAUACGUCCGCAGCAGAUGUGACCUUCGACGUUCAACAAGAAACAUUUGCUGCCCACAGGGCGGUGCUUGCUGCGCGGUCACCUGUCUUCCGGAAGCAGUUCAGCGAACCCAUGAAGGAGAAGAUGAGCCGCAUAACCAUCAACUCUGUGGAACCAGCGGUUUUCAAGGCUCUCCUCCAUUUCAUUUACACCGAUUCCUUGCCUGUGAUGGAUGAUUUCACUAGAGCUGAAAGCAAUGCUGUUUUCCAGCAUCUACUUGCAGCUGCGGAUCAAUAUGGUUUAGAGAGGUUGAAGCUUAUGUGUGCAGGCACCUUGGUUAUGAACCUUAAUGUGGAGAAUGUGGCUAGUGCACUAUGGCUAGCUGAUAAGUACAAUUGCCAGAAGCUUAAAGAAGCUUGUGUCAAUUUUAUGGCCCCUUCCAACAGAGUCGAUGCUGUGGUGGCAAGCCAAGGGUACCAGCUUCUGAAAAGAGGUUCUCCUUCUCCAUUAGCAGAUGUGUGGGAGAAGAGGAGCCGUGCUCGCCAAAGCUUUCUUUAG
Messenger RNA from Triticum turgidum subsp. durum (durum wheat), 1098 nucleotides. The record is from the annotation of a GenBank genome assembly. NCBI's taxonomy places the organism in Eukaryota, Viridiplantae, Streptophyta, Magnoliopsida, Poales, Poaceae.